Penicillium taxi is the source of this 726-nucleotide messenger RNA. RefSeq names its product F1F0 ATP synthase subunit 4 (gene atp4). NCBI's taxonomy places the organism in Eukaryota, Fungi, Ascomycota, Eurotiomycetes, Eurotiales, Aspergillaceae. The transcript is spliced from 4 exons. The record is from RefSeq and is a predicted model, not a curated record. Gene Ontology annotation, molecular function: proton transmembrane transporter activity. The coding region runs from base 1 to 726 and encodes 241 amino acids. Gene Ontology annotation, biological process: proton motive force-driven ATP synthesis.
AUGGCUUCGCGUCUCGCUAAGAGCGCCAUUGGCGCCGCCCGUCUGCGACCGACUCUCCCCAUCCGCACUCCUGCUAUCCCAGCCCUGACCUCCAUCCGCGCGGCUUCCAACGUUCCCGCUGAGACCCCCGAGAAGAAGGCUCAAUCGAUCCUGAACGCUCUUCCCGGAAACUCUCUCGUUUCCAAGACCGCUAUUCUCUCUGCUGCCGCCGGUAUCUCCAUUGCCGCCAUCAGCAAUGAGCUCUACGUUAUGAACGAGGAGACUGUGGCUGCCUUCUGUCUUCUGUCUGUUUGGACUGCCGUUUUCAAGUACGGUGGUCCCGCCUACAAGGAGUGGGCUGAGGGCCAGGUCCAGAAGCACAAGGACAUCCUCAACGCUGCUCGUGCCGACCACACCAGCGCCGUCCAGGCACGCAUUGACAACGUCUCUGAGAUGUCCAGCGUUGUCGAGGUCACCAAGUCUCUCUUCGCUGUUUCCAAGGAAACCGCCCAGCUUGAGGCUCAGGCUUACGAGCUCGAGCAGCGCGCUGCCCUUGCCCACGAGGCCAAGGUUGUCCUUGACUCUUGGGUCCGCUACGAGGGACAGGUCAAGCAGCGCCAGCAGAGUGAGCUUGCUGAGUCCGUCAUUGCCAAGAUCCAGAAGGAGCUCGAGAGCCCCAAGGUUCUGCAGCAGAUCCUCCAACAGUCCGUUGUUGAUGUUGAGCGUAUCUUUGCUGCCAAGCAGUAA